This is a messenger RNA of Cavenderia fasciculata, 2262 nucleotides long. RefSeq lists its product as uncharacterized. NCBI's taxonomy places the organism in Eukaryota, Evosea, Eumycetozoa, Acytosteliales, Cavenderiaceae. The transcript is spliced from 3 exons. The coding region runs from base 1 to 2262 and encodes 753 amino acids. The record is from RefSeq and is a predicted model, not a curated record.
AUGUCAUCAACAUUCUUAUCAUUGUUUGAUUUGUUGGCAUCAAGAUUCAGAUCAGAUUCUGGUGGUGAAAACAAUGGACAGGGUGGUAUGAGUGUUCAAGUUGGCGAUCAGUCCGAAUCAUCUGAUCUGUCGGGACACUCUCAACCAAGAUCAAGAUCACAUACAGAGACUGUCAGACCAUCCAACCUACCACUACCAAAUAGAUCACCAAUACAAUCAAGACAAAAUAGAUCAAUGACAACUCAAUAUGAUCCUUCUCUUCCACCACCACAAACUGGAAAUCAAAAUAAUAAUAAUAAUCAGAAUAAUCAGAAUACAUUGACAGUUCCAGGACAACCACCAAGAAAUCCAAAUAGACGUAGUACAAACAUGCCAAGAAGAGGAACAGUUGUUGAUCAAAAUGGAAAUACUACUACUACUACUACUACCACUCUACAAGUACCAAAUGGUCCACCAGGACUCAAAGUAUCACCACAACAUAAAAGAAGAUCAACAGUUGUUAGACCACCAUCCAAUGUAAAUUUACCUUUAAACAAUAAUAAUAUAAAUAAUAAUAAUAAUAAUAAUAAUAGUACAUCCACCACCACAACUACCACCACAACUUCAACGAAUAAUAAUAAUAAUGAAGAAAUUGUAACAUUAACAAUCCCAAAAGAUACUCAACAACAAACUACUACUACUACUACUCCAACUACAACUUCACCAAUAAUAAUGACAGAUUCAUUAGUUUUAAGAGUACCAAAUAUUGUAGUUGGAUCAACAAAUGAUUUUGAAGCGAUAGUAGUUAAUAGUACACCCAAUUCACCGGAAACUAUGACACAAUCAAAUGAUCCACUUGUACCAUUUGUACCACCACUUGAUCUUCAACCAAACUCAAAUGGAGAACAUGGUAUUGAAAUGACUACAAUGGGAGAUGAUGAUAAUACAGAAGAUGACCAAUACUCGUACGAUGACUAUGACCCCGAUAUUCCAACCGCCGGAGAAUUUGCCACUGAAGAAGAUUUGGAAAUGGCUACCAAAGGAGAUGGAGAAGAAGAAGAAGUAGAGGAAGAAAAGCCAAUGAUAUUCACACACAAAUCAUUUUUCAUCAAUAUUGGUAAAUACUUUGGUUCCAUGUUGGGUAUGGUUAUCUUGGUGUCUUGUGUAGCCGUUGCAUACGGUCUCUUUGAAAUUUAUGCAGGUUGUAGAUUUGUUGAUAAUACUGAAUAUAGCACAUGGCCAUUUUGGGGUGUUGUAACUCAUUCAAUUUCUCGUAUUGUCUUGAAUACUGCAUUAUGUAUGUAUCCAUAUUUAUUAUUGACAAUGUUUUUUGGAUUUAAAAAGACUAUGGUAUGUUUAUGGAUAAGUCUUGGAGCAAGUAUUGGCGCGUCGGUAUGGUCGACAUACAAUGUUGUCAAUCCCGUUUUAAAUCAGACCGUUGCACUGCUACCUUCCUAUUUCUUCUUUGUCGUUGCAUUGUUGGGUAGUACGAGUUAUCUUAGUCGAAAGAUAGGGUCGCCUACUUUCCGUCACUUGUUCCUCGGCCAGUUUGUUUUGGCUGCCAUUAUUCUCAUCAUCUAUGAUUUCCUCUUGGUUCCCUUUUACAUUACGACCACGUCGAUCAACAAGUCGGUGGUGCGUAUCGUCAUCCAUCCCGGUCUCUGUGCCGCCGCCCUCUUUGUGUCGCGUGCCUGCUCGAGUCGUAUCAAGCCCGAUGUUCCAGGCACUAAUGUCUUCCCCGUACUCAUUUUCAUGUGGUUCUCGACGUACUAUGGUCGCUUCUUUAACAGCGUCAUGUCGCUCGGUUUCAUGACCGGUACCAUGGUGAUCGUCUCGUUGCUCGAGUUGGUGUGGCGUACCACCCUCCGUCCACGUGACAAGAGAAUCAUGAACGCCAUCUGCGGUUAUUGUUUCAAAAAGGAAUUGACGCACAGUAACGACUUUGCCAAAAUCUAUAGAGACUUUUUAAGACAUGAACAAUUAUAUGAAAAUACUUCAAUUUUAACUGCAUGCGCCAUUUAUUUAGCAUUCUAUUCUGUAUUCCAAGAUGAUCUUGGAGGAAAUUACGCAAGAGUAUUAUCAAGUAUGGCAAUUCAAUUGGCACUAGAGUGGUCAACCGAUGCACUCUCAUUGUACAUUGAAUCAAGAGUACACAAGAUGGAAGUACUCAAGAUUGAGAAAUUACCAAAAGGUUUCUAUUUUAUGAUUUGCUACACUUUCUUUUUAGGCAUGGCCUACUCUACUUCACGUAUCAUUUUAAUUACAGAAGAUAAAUGGUUGUAA